AUGCGGGCCUAUAGACACCUCUUGUUUCAGAAAACCCACCUGAAGCGGGUAGUGAAACAAGGCUCACUUCCAACUAGCGAUCCCGCGUCUGUUCAGGGGUUUUACUCUUCCCUGCAGUAUGAGGGGUUUGACACGGUGGAUGUUCCGGACAUGGAAACAGCAUUGCUCCCUUUUCAAAAAGAGGGUGUUCAUUGGAUGAUGCUGCGUGAGCGCGACCACGUGGGGGGAAUCAUGGCAGAUCACCUUGGAAUGGGGAAGACGGUUCAGAUGAUUGGCUUGUGUCUUUCAUCACAUUACUUUAACAAAGCAAUACGUAAAACACAGUUUGAGAAGAUGCAAUCAAAGGCUGCUGGAUAUCGUUUGCUUACUGUUAUACGGCAGCUGCAACGCAUCAGUGUCGUUGCGAAUUGUUCAAGAAUUAAUCGACCAGCGUUGGAGCUUCGAGUUUUGAUGAACAAAGUGGAAAAAGGUGUAAUUGAACGUGACGGAAAUAUAAAAGAAGUGCGAUGCGAAGUUGAUAAAUGGCUCAAAUUCACAAGUAAAUUUCAUCCUAUAUAUGAAAAACGUGCAUUGGCUUUCCUGGAUGAUGAACAAAAGCGCUCUUUUGAUCAGAUUGAGUCGAAAGAGCUCCGAACUCUUGUGGUCGUCCCUGCAGCCCUUAUGUUGCAGUGGAAGAAUGAGAUUGAAUCUAAAGUAAAGUCUUCACGAGGGUUGAAGGUUUAUCUAUACCACGGACAAAGCAAGUUUAUUAGCAGUACAGAGUUGGAGUUGUAUGACUUUGUGGUCACAACAUACGAUACAUUAACAAACUCGGCUCUUGACGCUCUGGUACCCACGUUCAACGACAAUAACUUGUCCUUUAACAGAAAGGAAGCGGGACCUUUGUUUCACGUUCGCUGGAAGCGUAUCAUCCUGGAUGAAGCACACAUGAUUCGUCAUUCUAGGACACAUAGGUGGCGGGCAGUCAAGGAGUUGCAGGGUCUUCACAGAUGGGCUGUCACAGCUACACCUCUUCACAAUACAAUUGAGGACAUUCAGAACCUUCUUCAUUUUGUUGGUCUUCCACGCCUUCCUGUGCUUCCUGGAUGCAAUCCAGAGGAGGUCUUGAAUGACCCGGUGCUCCAGCGAGGCAUAGCACAUUCACUUCAGCCAGCGUUUCUUCGCCGUGGUCCCAUCAUGAUUCGGAGUGGAAAAAGAGAGGUUUUGGUGGAGCUUCCUCCUAAAAGUGAGGUUGUGGUUAUGAAACGCUUCUCUCCCAAGGAGUCUAAACAAUACAAUAGCAUACUUGCCCGCUCGAGGACGGCGCUGGCGACAUCAGAACAUAAGGAAGGGGCUUUUCACAUUUUUGCUAUGAUGACUCGAUUACGUCAAGCAUGUUGCCAUCCGUGGAUCAGCGAAGGUCGAGCGCUUUCGGUGUCUGUCUGUGGAAUUUGCAAGAGCGAGGCAGUUGCAGCUGUAACAACGAAGUGUGGACAUCACUUUUGCCAUGAAUGCCUUUUACUCCGAUUUCGUGAGGCUGUUGACGGUGACGAUAUGGCUGCGAGGCUACCAUGCCCCAUUUGUGGGACCACCAUCAACAACAGUGCAAUUUUUAAGAGUCAUUCUCUGUCAUCUUCAGAACGUAUCGCAAAGUUCAAAGGACGUGAGUUGGAGAUGAGUACAAAACUUCGGAUGAUAUUGGACUGUAUUGAGGCGAUGACAGAAGAGCAUCCGGGGGACAAAAUGAUCAUCUUUUCACAUUUUACUUCUUUUAUGGACGUUAUUUCUGUUGCAUUGGACAGUUUGAACGUCACCCAUCUUCGAUUGGAUGGUACUAUGAGCUUAUCUAAUCGUAACAUUGUGAUUCGCCGUUUUCAAUCGAGUGAAGAGAUACGUGUUGUUCUUGCAAGCAAGACAGCAACUGGUGUUGGCUUGAAUCUCACAGCUGCAAAUCACGUGCUGGUGGUAGAUCCAUGGUGGAAUCCUGCUAUUGAAGAACAAGCAGUUCAUCGUUGCUACCGUAUAGGCCAGAAGAAACACGUAUAUGUCACGCGUAUCAUUAUUGAGGAUACUAUUGAGCAGUAUUGCUACGAGAUUUGUCAGCGGAAGAAAGAGUUUGGUGACGCUAUUCUUAGGGCAGCAACAAAAGGAGACUCUGGUGCCUCUGUUGCUGCGUCAAAACUUAGGGAAUUGCUUUCUCGUCUGCAAUACGUACCGGAUAAAGAAAAAGAAAAUGGAGGAGCCAAUGCAAGUGCGGAUGUGAGUGAAAGUCAAUGCGGUUAA
Molecule: messenger RNA, 2262 nt
Organism: Trypanosoma grayi
Lineage: Eukaryota; Euglenozoa; Kinetoplastea; Trypanosomatida; Trypanosomatidae
Product: putative DNA repair protein
Exons: 1
Coding region: 1-2262 (753 amino acids)
Molecular function (GO): ATP binding; metal ion binding; ATP-dependent chromatin remodeler activity
Source: RefSeq, a predicted model, not a curated record